This is a messenger RNA of Drosophila innubila, 1019 nucleotides long. Its product is annotated as RWD domain-containing protein 2B. The transcript has 2 exons. Gene Ontology annotation, molecular function: protein binding. NCBI's taxonomy places the organism in Eukaryota, Metazoa, Arthropoda, Insecta, Diptera, Drosophilidae. The coding region runs from base 107 to 955 and encodes 282 amino acids. The record is from RefSeq and is a predicted model, not a curated record.
GUUUUUCUUGUCCUAAAGUGUUUUGUUGAACUAUUAAAAAUCUGCUGCCUGCCAGUGGAAAGUGCAUUUAAAUUGAGUUAAACUCCAACAAUCACAAGCCCUGGCCAUGGAGCUGGAAAGCUAUCGACGUUGCAUUGGCCAGCAACUGGAGGAACUGGAGCUGCUUAGUUCCAUUUACUGUGGCGCCGGCGAGCUGCAGCUGCUCGAUGCCGGCGUCGUAGCGGAUUUCAAUGAGUUUUUGGCCACAAAUUCAAGUCCAACUGCAUUGCGUUCCCACCUGGAGUACAUCAUCAAGCUUAGUUUGUCUGGAAAGCGAGUUGUGGAUGUGCGAAUUGAGUUGCCACAUUUGUAUCCAUUGGUGGAGCUGGCCAGGAUUAGUGUACACACAACGCUGUUGGGCAAGGUCAAGCAGCAGCUUCUUAAGACCGAUAUAACCAAAUACUUGGAGGAACAGUGUAAUGCAGAGGAGCCAUAUAUUUAUCAACUGCUCAGUUGGCUGCAGGAUCAGAUUGAAGCGUUGUUGUUGCGCCCAUCCAGUGAACUCGAGAGUCCGCCGGCAGAGGAGCUGCCCAAAGCUGUUUCGCAUCUGGAGCGACUUUGGAUCUUCUCGCAUCAUAUUAAGUCGAGCGCCAAAAGGCAGGAGAUUGUCCGUCUAGCCCGACAACUGCAGCUCAGCGGCUUCAGCAGGCCCGGCAAGCCGGGCAUCAUCUGUGUCGAGGGGCAGCCGGACCAAGUGCAGGAAUAUUGGCGCACAAUCAAGAUGCUGCGUUGGCAAAAGAUUAGUCUGGUCAGGACGGAGCAGCGUCAACGCAAGCGACUCUUUGACAACUUCAGCGAGCAGCUCUUCAAUGCCAACGAUGGCGAAGAAGGAGUCAUGAACAUGGGCCAGUUCAUCAGAUUCCUAGAGGCACAUGGCACCGGCUACAUGAAAUCCGAGUUGUUUGGCUUAGACUGAGAUUUCUUUGCACUUGUUCAAAAUCUUUUCUUAAUAAAAUUUGAUUGUUGAUUUGAAAAGCAAA